AUGGUCAAGCUCAUUCCAGCUCUGUUCGCCCUGCUCUCGGUAUCGGCUGCACCUCUGCCCGCCGAACCCGAAGCUGAAGGCCAAGUCGAAGCCCGCGCCUGCGCCUGGACAUGCGGCAGCGUCUGCUACCAAACCACUCACGUCCAAGCAGCCUUGAGCAAGGGUUAUUCGCUGCAGCAGAGCGGCGACGACAUCAACAACUACCCCCAUCGCUACAAUAACUACGAGGGCUUCGACUUCCCCACCUCCGGGCUGUGGUAUGAGUUCCCCAUCAUGUCGAGUUACAGGGUCUAUACCGGGGGCUCGCCGGGACCAGACCGUAUCAUUUUCGAUUCGCGCGGGGCGUUGGAUGCCCUCAUCACGCACACCGGGACGAGCUCGGGUGACUUCGUUGCCUGCAGGACGGGUUAG
This is a messenger RNA of Parathielavia appendiculata, 411 nucleotides long. RefSeq names its product ribonuclease-domain-containing protein. Lineage: Eukaryota; Fungi; Ascomycota; Sordariomycetes; Sordariales; Chaetomiaceae. The coding region runs from base 1 to 411 and encodes 136 amino acids. Gene Ontology annotation, molecular function: RNA nuclease activity; RNA binding. The record is from RefSeq and is a predicted model, not a curated record. The transcript is spliced from 3 exons.